AUGAAGCCAGUAGUGGAUUUAUUUUCUCCAACAACAAACCAGAGAACAGACAAGUCUACUCGAGAAGAAGAGGAGAACCUCUCGGAUUGGAGGUGGAAUUUUGAGGAGAGACAAUUGAUGAAUUGGUUGAAUGAUGUUUGGAAUUGUAAUCAUAACAAGAAUGUAGAAGAACAAUUGCAUUCGGAGGAGGAUUAUGAUGAUGGUAGGAAUAACACUAUAGUUUCGUUAUCAUCAUCCACCAACAACAAGACUUCAAAAAAGAUCAUGAACAAGAGGAGCAUUGAAAAUCAACAAUUAAUAUCGGAAUGGAAUAGGCAAGUUGCAAAAUUUAAUAUCUUGCUUCCAAGCUCUGAAGCAGCUCUCCACGAACAACAACAUUGCCUGAAACUGCUCAAAAGGAUGUACUGCGAAGAAAAUAAUUUAAAACAUUAUACACAUAAUAUCAAUUUUCUCAGUGCAUGUUUCAAUAAUUUAUUUGUGCCUUUACGAUAUAUGCGACUGGAUAGCAAAUAUUGUUGUAAAGACUACUAUUCUGCUGAAACAUAUCCACACAUUAGAUAUUUUGAAUUUCCUAAAUUCCUAAAUUAUGGAAUCGAAUAUAACAGCGACUCGCUUCUCGAAUUAUUUGGAUCUGUGCAAUUGCUUGGUGGAAUAUUGGAUACAAUUUUUGAGGAGUGGGAUAAGUUAGAGACCUCAAAGAAAUCGUAUGGCCCCUAUAGCUGGGCUCCUCUCUCGAGAAAAAUUAAUUUACUCAUGACACAAGGAGAAUAUAAUGACAAUAUACCUGAACCUCCAUCUAUUCAACACUCUUCCAGUGUUGCCAUGAGAGAACCAGUAUGGAGAAUUAAUCGAUCCGAGAAUGGUGAGAUUUGUUGCGUACUUUCUGAUGACUUUCGACUAAUGGAAGUAGAAUAUUUUUGCUUGCUCAUAAACAAGUACCUUCCUUAUGAUCAGUUGCAUAUUCAACAAUUAUUGUUAACGAGAUCAGCUCACAGGAGGAAUUUAUAUGCUGAGUGGGAAAAUAGAAUAUCUAAUUUAUCACGAAAGAAAAACGAGAACGCAUGGCUUUCUUUCAUGUUCGCACUAUUUGAAUACUUGUUUCCUAAUUCUCCUCUUGAUGCCCUUUUGAAAAAUUUUUUACAGGUAUUGGACAGGCUGAGAGCAAAAUUAUUCCAGCAAAAUGAUGAAGAAGGUGUUUUAUCCAUUUCAGAAAUUACUCCCGAUCUGAUCUAUAGCAGGUUAUCUCGUGAGGAUAUUCAUACGGGCGCCACGGCUGUUGAAAAUCUUUGUAGAUUUUUGGAGAGACAACAUUUUCAUGGAGAGUCACUGACUAUAUCCAAUUGGAUUACUUGUGGACUUUUAAAGGAUAUACACCUGGCAGAACAUUGUAUAUUGUUAGGUUCUAAACAACUAGCAUUCAUUUGCGAGAGUAUUUGUGACAAGCUCUACAUUCGAAACGAAAAUAUUCCCUUUCGAUUUUCUCCAGCGUUUGUAUUGAUAUAUCUCGCUUCACAAUCAGUUUCAGACAGUAUUUGUGAUGAAAAGUUGAUUUUGAAUGUAAAAUCAGAAGAACAGCCAGUUCACCGACCCCAUAGGCUUCGAUUCUUUUCUGCUGUGUCAUUGGUGCUUGAAGAUCUAUUUGCACAUGUAAAUUGUGGCGAUGCGUUACUUUUUGGAGCACUGCUUGACCGCACUCUAGAACCUGUGAUCUACUGCGAGCAUUAUAAUGAUCAACAGUUACGAAACGAAGCAUAUCAACACUGGAAUAUGGCUUUAAAGGAUCAUUUCCAAACCAAGAAAUCAGUUGAACAAGAGGUGGCAAUCCAUUACAACUCUGAUUUUCGAAAGAUAAUCACUGAGAAUGUUUCGAGAGGAGAGGAUUUUCAUUUUCUUUGUGCUUUGGUGAUUUGCUUGCCGACAUGUCAACUCUUGCAUAAUAAUAGAAAGAACUUAACAAAGCCUACCCUUCAGAAAUCCUUGCCUUCUCUUUAUUCUCCAACAAUGAUCGACAAUUUUUUGAAUGUAAAGCAACCACAUCCUGUACUGCUCAACAGUCAUGGCAUUACAUCAGUGAAGGAGCAAUAUUUUCCUCUAUUAAUUGAGUCAAAAACAAAUGAAGCUUCGCUGAUAAGUAUGAAUGAUGAAGUUGUAAAGCGCGCCAUGCAAGAUAUUGAAUCAGCACCAAUGACUCUGGAAUCUUUGGUUGAAAUGUUGGUGGAGAGACUGAGCUCAGUUUCUUUUUCAAUUUCUGACAAGAUUGAAUUGAUGUUUUUUGUGCUGAGAUAUGGAUUUCAAGCACCUACAACUCCAUACGGGUUGUUAAUAAUUGAAAAGUGCACACUUCAUGUCCAAUCAUUACUGAAAAUGGUGCUGGAAAAAGUUCAAGCAAAGACCAACUCACACGUAUUUCCAACAUAUUGA
Molecule: messenger RNA, 2421 nt
Organism: Naegleria fowleri
Lineage: Eukaryota; Heterolobosea; Eutetramitea; Acrasida; Naegleriidae
Exons: 2
Coding region: 1-2421 (806 amino acids)
Source: RefSeq, a predicted model, not a curated record